AUGACAAACCCUUUGGCUAUAUCUUUACCUAAAGGUCACAGCUCCAGUGACGCCGGUAAGCCCUCACGAACUCGCGGCUUGCUUCGGUCCGCCAAGCGCAUACUCUCCCUUUUCCUCCCCCGAAAAAUAUUCGAUCACCAACAAAGGUCAGAAGGUAAAGCGAAGAUGAGCAAUCGGGAAACCAACCAUGAGUUUGUUGUCGUGGGGUCCCAGGCAAGGCGGCCUAGGAACGGCCGUGAGUUCACGGUGAACCGAAACCAUGAUGUACGGCUAUAUCGUCCCGUAAUGGACGACCAGAAUAAUCCCCCAGACAUCCCAACGUACGACAACCCCGAUUCAUACAGAAUUGAGAAUUCCAGCCGGAGAACUCACGGUCGCAACUCCGAUUCCGCUUCGUCAAGUAGUAGGAUAAGCGCAGCAGUGUCUCCUGGACUAUCCACCCUAGCCAGCGCAGGCAUUAGCACCGAUCAGACAACACCAUCAGACCCGCAAACCGAGUUCAGGCUACCUGGUGAUGAUGAAUAUAUCCGAGCGACGUCUCUGGACCGCAUCUCCCAGGUGAACCUCUCCCCGGUUUCAACGAACAGCGAGUAUAGCGAGGAGGUAUUCAUGGUUGGCAGCAACCCUGCAACCAAGGUUUCGGCAUUGAUGGCACUGGAUACACAAGCAUCAGCCAAUUUGAUGGAUAUUGAGUUACAGCAGGAGUUGGAAUUGGAGAUGGAGCCUUGCGAUCAGGAACUCGUCCCAUUGCAGACCAAAACCGGCAAGGACCGAAUCAAGCCGUUUGGCAUCGCGAAGGGCGUCUCAUGGCAUUUUGCCCAACGCGAAAAGACAUUUACCAGUGACUUCCUGGUUGUGGAUAUGAAGAACUAUAAUGCCAUCUUGGGAAGGAAGGAUAUCAAGAAAUUGGAGAUCCUCAAAUCUGGACCUGGCCUUGAACGCCGUACGACGAUCCGGAUGUUCCGCUCGUGA
Aspergillus tubingensis is the source of this 972-nucleotide messenger RNA. Its product is annotated as retropepsin-like aspartic protease. The transcript is spliced from 2 exons. The coding region runs from base 1 to 972 and encodes 323 amino acids. NCBI's taxonomy places the organism in Eukaryota, Fungi, Ascomycota, Eurotiomycetes, Eurotiales, Aspergillaceae. The record is from RefSeq and is a predicted model, not a curated record.